This is a messenger RNA of Dermatophagoides pteronyssinus (European house dust mite), 1834 nucleotides long. RefSeq names its product regulator of G-protein signaling 7-like. The record is from RefSeq and is a predicted model, not a curated record. Gene Ontology annotation, molecular function: GTPase activator activity. Gene Ontology annotation, biological process: positive regulation of GTPase activity; G protein-coupled receptor signaling pathway; regulation of G protein-coupled receptor signaling pathway. Gene Ontology annotation, cellular component: cytoplasm; neuron projection. Lineage: Eukaryota; Metazoa; Arthropoda; Arachnida; Sarcoptiformes; Pyroglyphidae.
AUCAUCAUCAACAUUAUCAUCAUAAUUUCAUCAAUAUAAACAUCACCAUUAUCAUCAUCAACAUCGACAUUGAUUUUCAUUGAUUCAUUCAUAUUGUCAUUGUUAACCACACAGUGCAUGGCAUAUAGUUAUACUCGUCGACAUCUUAAGGCAUUAUCGGAAGCCUCAAAUUCCGCUUCUGCUGCUUCAGGUGGUGGUGGUGGUGGCAGUGGUGGUAAUAAUAAUAAUAAUCAGAAUAAUAAUAAUAAUAAUGGUGAUGGUAAUAAUUCAACACAACAAAAUGAUUCCAUUAAUCAUUGUGAAAAUUGGAAUCCAAAUCAAAUUGUUUAUAAUAAGAUGGAACAAAUUAUUGAAAAAAUGCAAGAUGAACAAACUGGUGUACCAGUACGAACUGUAAAAAGUUUUAUGUCAAAAAUACCAAGUGUUUUUAAUGGAUCCGAUCUAAUUGCAUGGAUGAUGCGUGAAUUAGAAUUAGAUGAUCAACAAGAAGCAUUACAUUUGGCCAAUCUAAUGGCAUCACAUGGUUAUUUUUUUCCAAUCGAUGAUCAUGUUUUAUGUGUUAAAGCUGAUAAUACAUUUUAUCGUUUUCAAACACCAUAUUUUUGGCCUUCAAAUUGUUGGGAACCGGAAAACACUGAUUAUGCUGUUUAUCUUUGUAAACGAACAAUGCAAAAUAAAACACGUCUUGAAUUAGCGGAUUAUGAAGCAGAAAAUUUGGCUCGUUUACAGAAAAUGUUUAGCCGAAAAUGGGAAUUUAUUUUUAUGCAAGCUGAAGCUCAAGCAAAAGUCGAUAAGAAACGUGAUAAAUUGGAAAGAAAAGUACUCGAUUCUCAGGAACGUGCAUUUUGGGACGUUCACAGGCCGGUUCCUGGAAGUGUCAAUACGACUGAGAUCGAUAUUAAAAAAGCAUGUCGUAUGCAUAAACCAUUGAAAAGUUCAAAAGUUAAAAUAUCGACGCAUCUAGCAUGUUCGGUUGGUGGUGGCCGCAUCAGUCCGGUGAAUGAAGGUGAAAAAAUUGAAAUCCUUAAACGUGAAUGUGAUUCACUACGUAUUCGAUUGGAUCAUCGGAUUGGUGGUGUUAAGAUUAGUAAAAUUGCUGAAUCUUAUUCAACAUUUUAUGAACAAUGGGCUGAAUAUGAUCCAUUUGUAACGCCUUUGGAACCUAGUAAAGGGACUCCACCAAAUCCAUGGAUUAAUGAUUCACCCGAAUUCUGGGAAAUGGAAAGACAAACGAAAGAUGUUCCUUGUCGUCGUGUAAGACGUUGGGCAUUUUCAUUGAAAGAAUUAUUAAAAGAUCAAGCCGGUAGAGAACAAUUUUUUAAAUUUUUAGAAAAAGAAUUUUCAGCCGAAAAUCUUAAAUUCUGGGAUGCAGUCCAAGAAUUAAAAUGUGUCCAUACAAAAGAUGUUGCCAGUAAAGUACAAGAAAUCUGGAACGAAUAUUUAGGACCAGAUGCAAAUUGUCCAAUAAAUAUUGAUUCAAAAUCCUAUGAAAUAACAAAGAAAAAUAUGGAAAAUAAUCCGAAUAAUCGUUGGAUAUUUGAUGAAGCAGCUGGUCAUGUUUAUCAAUUAAUGAAAAAUGAUUCAUAUCCACGUUAUUUACGUUCAGAUAUGUAUAAAGAAUAUCUGAAUGGUACAAAGAAAAAGACUUCAGUAAAAGGUUUUCGUGGUGUAAUAUUUACAGCAAAAAAAGUUAGUGAUCAGCUUACAGCAAAUUCCAAUAAUCCAUCAUCAUUAACAUAACAUUGAAAUCACCAAAUCAUCAUCAUCAAUAAAUCAGAUUUCAACAUUACCACCAUUCAUCAUUAUCAUGCAACGACAUUUUGUUGUUUUUUGC